Molecule: messenger RNA, 1526 nt
Organism: Panonychus citri (citrus red mite)
Lineage: Eukaryota; Metazoa; Arthropoda; Arachnida; Trombidiformes; Tetranychidae
Product: cytosolic iron-sulfur assembly component 3-like
Exons: 3
Coding region: 70-1437 (455 amino acids)
Biological process (GO): iron-sulfur cluster assembly
Cellular component (GO): cytosolic [4Fe-4S] assembly targeting complex
Molecular function (GO): 4 iron, 4 sulfur cluster binding
Source: RefSeq, a predicted model, not a curated record
UUCGUACAAUUAUCACCAAUUAAAGUACGAAAUUUUCGCUGAUCGGAACAAUUUAUCGAAUUGGUCAACAUGUCAACUGGCCCUGGCUUCAGUUCGGUUCUCCAAUUAACCGAUCUUAAUGAUUUUAUUGCUCCAUCACAGGCCUGUGUCAAACCAAUUAAACAAGAUGAUCAGGUUGGAAUACAUGAAAAGAAAAAGGUUGAAAUUACCUUAGGUGAUUGUUUAGCUUGUUCGGGUUGCAUAACAUCAGCUGAAUCGGUUCUCAUUUCUAAACAAAGUUACCUUGAUCUUUAUGAGAAUUUGGACAAAAAGAAGAAUGGUGAAAAUAUAAUUGUAAUUGUCUCUUUAUCUCACCAAGCAAUUUCAUCGAUUGGUGCUCGUUAUGGUAAAGAUUUCCAAGAAUCAGCUCAAUUGUUAUCAUCUUUUUUUCACUCAAUUGGUGUUGAUUAUGUUUACGAUUUAACCUUUGCCCGACAUUUAUCACUCCUUGAAUGUGAGAAAGAAUUUAUCAAAAGAAAACAAUCCAAUCGGUCAACUUUAACCUCCAUUUGUCCAGGUUUUGUUUGCUAUGUGGAAAAGACUCACGGUGAUUUACUGAUUCCUCUACUUAGUUCAGUUAAAUCACCACAACAAAUCAUGGGAAGUUUAGUGAAAAGGGUAUUCAUCCCAUCCGGUCAAAGUUCAUCAACAAUUUACCAUUGUACGGUCAUGCCUUGUUUCGAUAAGAAAUUGGAAGCCUCUCGAAUUGAGUUUAAUUGGGAAGAUGAAUCAGCUGAUGUUGAUUGUGUUCUAACACCAAUUGAAUUGGAAACUCUUUUUGAAAAGGAGAAUAUACAAUUUACCAAUCUUUCCACUCGUCCAAUUGAUUUACUUGAUCCAUUGUUACAAUUUAACGAUUACAACAAUCAUCAAAUUACUACACAUUCUGGAAAUGGUUCUGGUGGUUGGUCGGAAAAUAUUAUUCGUUACGCUGAUUGGUAUUUUAAUUCAUCACCAUUGGAAUCGCGAUUACCUUUGACCAUUCAAAGUAAACGGAAUAAAGAUUUUCUCGAGGUCACCUUAUCCUCAUCAGCUGGAGAGGGUAAACAAUUAACCUUUGCCAUUGUUAAUGGUUUUCGAAAUAUUCAAACGUUAAUCCAACGGAUUAAACGGAAAACAUUCAACUAUGAUUUCGUUGAGGUGAUGGCCUGUCCUUCCGGGUGUCUUAAUGGUGGUGGAAUGAUUCGUGGUGAUACAAUUGAUAAUAAACUUUUCGAUCAAGUUAAUCAGCUUUACAGUUCAUUGGAAACCUACAAUUUACCUUUAGAUGAUAAUCAUGAGACAAUUAAAUCAAUUUAUCAACAAUUUUGGCCUGAUGAAAGUUUACAGGAAAAAUUAUUCCAUACAACAUUUAAAGCUAUUCCUAAAACGGACAAUUUAUUAAAUGUUAAAUGGUAGAUUAACAUUACUAAUUAGUGGAAUUUACUAACAAUCAAUUGUAAAUAAUAAUUAUUACACUGAAUCAAUUGGGAAACGUUGAUAUUUUA